This is a messenger RNA of Populus trichocarpa (black cottonwood), 2602 nucleotides long. Its product is annotated as MND1-interacting protein 1. The transcript has 2 exons. NCBI's taxonomy places the organism in Eukaryota, Viridiplantae, Streptophyta, Magnoliopsida, Malpighiales, Salicaceae. The coding region runs from base 242 to 2434 and encodes 730 amino acids. The record is from RefSeq and is a predicted model, not a curated record.
GCAUGCCUUUUCCCUUGUCAUCAUUUUGUCUCGCGCUCUCUCUCGCACACACAAAAUUCACCAAAACUCACCCCAGACAAUCACCAAACAAGCUCCCCAAUCUCUUCCUCCUCCUCCACCACCACCUGUAAGUGUUCUUUCUUUCUAUCUAUUUGCAAAUAUUCCUACUUUAAUUAUUAUAUUCUCGUAUAUCUAUCCUUUUAUACAGUUCUUGAUUUUGUAUUUCCAUAAAUAAAUCUAUAUGGGUUGCACUGCAAGAGAGAAACAUGUCCGUGCUAAUCGGAGGGUUCCCCGUCCUGCCAAUUACACUGAAUUCGAUCCCUGUGUUUAUGCCAAAACCCUUCUUGAAUCGGGUCUCAAACCCUUAGCUUACCAUCUGGGCCUUCACGAUCCAACCCAUAGCAACAACGACAAUAACUCCAAUUCUAAUUUUGAUGAUAACGGAUGGGGUUAUUGUACUGAGGAACAAUUGGAAGAGAUUCUUUUAAAAAAUCUUGAAUUCUUGUACAAAGAAGCCAUUUCUAAGCUUGUUGGAUUAGGUUAUGAUGAGGAUGUUGCGUUAAAGGCCAUUUUGCGCAAUGGGCAUUGUUAUGGUGGCAUGGAUGUGCUAACUAAUAUAUUGCACAAUUCAUUGGCCUUUUUGAAUAAUAAUAAUAAUAAUAAUAAUUGUGGUGGUGGUGGUGGUGGUAGUACCGGAAAUGCAGAUGAAACUGAGCUUGUUUUUGAUGAUUUAAGGCAACUAGAGGAGUAUUCUCUUGCGGGUUUGGUUUGUUUGUUGCAACAAGUUAAGCCACAUUUGAGUAAAGGUGAUGCUAUGUGGUGUUUGUUGAUGAGUGAUCUUCAUGUGGGUAGAGCAAGUGCGCUUGAAAUUCCUAUUGCGAGUUUGCCAGGGAAUGGGAGUGGUAAUGUUCAGACUAAUGUAGAGAGUGUUGGUGGGGAUGAUAAUGGUAAUGGGAUUGGUGUUGUGGCCCCGGCUUUGUGUAGGUUUCAUGGAGGAUGGGGAUUUGGAAGUGGGGGAGGAUCUGAGUUUUCAGUUAAUGGGCUUUUCUCUUAUAGUGCAGAAAUGUCUUUGCAUAAGGAUAUUGAGUGUCCUAAAAGGUUUAAUCUAUCGCCUUCAAUGAAGUCUUUAUUGAAGAGGAAUGUUGCAAUUUUUGCUGCUGGUUUUAGGGCUAAUUCAAAACAGAUGCAGAUGCAACCUCAGUUGCAAUCUCAGGCUUGUAUGAGUGUUACUGCAGGUGGGGAUGCUGCCCCAGUUGUAAAGGCAAAUGAAGGUAUGGUCGAGAAGGGUGAGGAGUCUCAGAAUUUGAAGAACGAAGAUGGAGUUAGUUUGAUGCUGAGCAAGCUUCAGAAUUUGAAGCUUGAUGAGAAUUUGGAGAUUGUAGGAGAAGAUCAGAAGGAUGAGAUGAUGGUAACCCUGCUUCAACAGAUAAAGGAUCUUGAGAAACAAUUGAAGGAGCGGAAGGAGUGGGCACAUCAGAAGGCAAUGCAAGCUGCCAGAAAGCUUAGUAGUGAUUUAACAGAACUUAAAAUGUUGAGGAUGGAAAGGGAGGAGACCCAGCGAUUAAAGAAGGGGAAACAGACUCUGGAGGACUCUACCAUGAAGAGGCUGUCUGAGAUGGAGAAUGCUUUAAGGAAGGCUAGCAGUCAAGUGGACAGGGCAAAUGCAGCUGUGAGACGGCUGGAGACAGAGAAUGCUGAAAUCAGGGCAGAGAUGGAAGCUUCUAAGUUAAGCGCAUCAGAGUCAGUAACAACAUGUUUGGAGGUAGCAAAGAGGGAGAAAAAGUGCCUGAAGAGGCUUUUGGCUUGGGAGAAACAGAAAACUAAGCUGCAGGCUGAGAUUGCAGAUGAGAAAGAGAAGAUCAAGGAGUUGCAGCGAUGUUUGGGCAAAAUUGAGCAGGCUCAGAAGGAAGCUGAGGUGAAGUGGAGGCAGGAGAUGAAGGCCAAAGAGCAAGCUUUGACCUUAGUGGAAGAGGAAAGAUGCGCCAAGGAAGCUGCUGAGGCUGAAAAUAAAAGGAAGCUUGAGGCUUUGCGCCUAAAGAUAGAGAUUGACUUCCAGCGCCACAAGGAUGAUCUCCAAAGACUUGAACAAGAGUUUUCACGCCUGAAAUCUGCUGCAGAGUCCACUGAGUUGAAUAAUCAGUCAAAUGCUUUACCCUCGGGAAAGUCUGAGAGGGCAAAGCCCCAAGGAGAAACAAUUGCUAGGUUGCUUCAUGAAUUAGAUAAACUGGAAAAUUCGUCUGAGAAAGGAGCCAACUGUGACAGGGAAUGCAUGAUUUGUCUAAAAGAUGAAGUCUCUGUUGUUUUUCUCCCUUGUGCUCACCAAGUUAUAUGUGCAAGUUGCAGUGAUAAUUACGGGAAGAAGGGGAAAGCUACUUGUCCGUGCUGCCGGGUUCCAAUUGAACAGAGAAUCCGUGUUUUUGGUGCGAGUUCAUAGACAAAGUUAGGCAUAAGAAUAAAAAGAAAACGCAGUUUUCCCCCUGGUAUGUAUAUGCAAUCAUAUACUGGCAUGCUAUGGGAACUUCUUUUUACAUAUACUCGUCUUACUGCUGGUACUUCAGCUAAAUACACUGGAUGUAUGUAAAUAAAAACAUGUUUUCAGCCA